UCGUUGAAGAUUCACGUCGUUUUCUAUUGUCCAUUGAUUGCUUUGGAAAACAGCUCCAUCUUUGUGAUAACAAGGGUUGUUCUCCUUUUAUUUUACAAUGGGUAUUCCCAAGUUUUAUCGUUGGCUUUCCGAAAGGUUUCCGGUGAUCAACCAAGAGUUGGAAACAGAGUACGAGUUUGAUAACUUUUAUUUGGAUAUGAACGGAAUCAUUCAUCUUUGUACGCACAAUAAUAAUAGCCUCCAGUUGGUGUGGAAUAAUGUGGAGGAAAUGUUUGACAGUAUUUUUGAAUAUACCGACAGACUAUAUAGAAUUGUAAAACCAAAAAAGUUGUUAUUUCUGGCAGUUGAUGGAGUAGCCCCACGCGCCAAGAUGAAUCAGCAACGUAGUCGUCGUUUCCGAAGUGCCAAAGAUGCAGAAAAAGCCCUAGCAGAGGCUAUCGAAAGAGGUGAAGAAAUAAAGAGCUCUAGUCGCUUUGAUUCCAAUUGUAUCACACCUGGAACGGAGUUUAUGCACGUGUUGAGUCAACGAUUUAAAGAUUGGAUUUCUUUUAUGACAACUCAUGAUCCUGCUUGGCAACAAGGAUGUGAUAUUAUAUUUUCAGGUCCUGAUGUUCCUGGUGAAGGAGAACACAAAAUCAUGGACUUUAUUCGUACUCAUACAGAGGAUAAAGAAUGGACUGAGAGAAAACAUUGUUUAUAUGGCUUAGAUGCCGAUCUGAUUAUGUUAGGAUUAGUGACUCAUUUUCCUCAUUUCUCAUUGCUUCGUGAAAAGUAUGUUAUUCAAAAGAAGGAUGGAGAAGCCAAUAAGCCAAAAUUCUUUUUUGAAGAGUUUCAUUUUCUACAAUUGGCUCUUUUAAGAGAUAUGUUGUACCUGGAAUUCAAACCUUUUGGAGAUACUGAGUUGUCUUUUGCCUAUGAUUUGGAAAGAGUGGUGGAUGACUUUGUGUUUAUGUGUAUCUUUGUAGGAAAUGAUUUUUUACCCAAUUUGCCUCAUUUAGAUAUCAAUACGGGAGCAUUGAAUGUGAUGUUUGCAGUAUACAAGUCAUUACUUCCACAAAUGGGUGGUUACUUGACUGAGAGACACCGAAUUCAUCCUAAAAGAACGGAAUGGUUUCUUCAACAAGUUGCAAAAGCAGAAAGAGCCUACUUUCAGUAUCGAGCUGUAGAAGAAAAUGAACCAGGCUUUUUAGGAGAUGAAUACAAAAGUUAUUAUUAUCAGAGCAAGUUGGGUAUCCGAAUGGAAGAGGAGCCACAUAAAGUACGAGAACUUUGUCAAAAGUAUUAUGAAGGUCUUCAUUUUAUUCUUCAAUAUUAUUAUCAAGGAUGUCCCAGUUGGAAGUGGUUUUAUCCGAGUUUUUAUGCUCCUUUGGCCUCCGAUAUGGUUCAGUUGGAAGAAAUAAGAGUAGAGUUUGAACAAGGACAUCCAUUUCGUCCACUUACUCAGUUAUUGGCAGUUCUUCCACCAGAAAGUUCUUCCUUUCUUCCAGAACCACUUCGUAAUUUAAUGAUAAGCGACUUGUCUCCUUUGAAUGAAUACUAUCCUCCUGACUUUGAAGUGGACUUGAAUGGAAAGAGAAAUUCAUGGGAAGCUAUUGUGUUGAUUCCAUUUAUAGAUGAAAAUCGUCUAUUGAAUGCUCUAGCAACCGUUGAUACUCGUACUGAAUUGACGGAUGAGGAAAGAUGUAGAAAUGAAGAAGGAAAGAAUUAUAUUUGGCAUACUCAAACCAAAUCCAAAAAGUAUCGUUCAAAUAGACUCCAUAGAAUGAAAAGAGCAACAAGUUGGAGGAGUCAUGAUACUAGACCUGUAGAAUAGUUGUUAUUUCAGAGAGAAUUUGAAAUGCAACUAUGGAAGAUAUAGGCAAAGGGCUGUAUAGUAUAUAGGGUUUACCAUUUGUGGAAUUUUCAUAAAAUGUUUGUUGGACGC
Messenger RNA from Galdieria sulphuraria, 1924 nucleotides. RefSeq names its product 5'-3' exoribonuclease. Gene Ontology annotation, cellular component: nucleus. NCBI's taxonomy places the organism in Eukaryota, Rhodophyta, Bangiophyceae, Galdieriales, Galdieriaceae. Bases 98 to 1813 code for a protein of 571 amino acids. The transcript has 4 exons. The record is from RefSeq and is a predicted model, not a curated record. Gene Ontology annotation, biological process: nuclear-transcribed mRNA catabolic process. Gene Ontology annotation, molecular function: RNA binding; 5'-3' RNA exonuclease activity.